AUGAAGUGUAUCUUACGCUUAUUACAUGGGUCUUUUAGUUUUCGUGUCAAUAAUCACAUCCAAGCGUCAUUAUCUGUAAUAAAUGUAAAGAAAUUAACGAAAAAACCAAAUUUUAGCUGUGCUGUAAAACAGAAUUUUGUAGAAAAUCAAAUAACCUAUAAACUAAUAAUAACUACCGGUUCUAAAACAGCACCUCCACAAUUAAUCGGACGUGUUCAUAUCAUGUUGAUAGGUGGUAAUGGACAGUUAGGUCCAUUUGAAUUAACAAGAGCAAAAAUAUGGAAUAUACAACCGGGUACAACAGAUGUUGAUUAUAAUCAUAUCAGAGGUGAAUGGAUUUUGAAUGGUGAUAGUAAACAUUUGAAUGAUGCUAAAAAACAAAUUCAAGAAUUUUAUAAAGAUUUAGUUAUUAAUAUUGAAAAAGUAUCAUUAUAA
This is a messenger RNA of Didymodactylos carnosus, 435 nucleotides long. Lineage: Eukaryota; Metazoa; Rotifera; Eurotatoria; Philodinida; Philodinidae. The record is from the annotation of a GenBank genome assembly.